AUGACACCGAAGCCGGCAGCUGAUCCUCUAGCUCCAAUAGACAAGACCGCACAGGAGCAGCGCAAGGCAGAUUGGGCCAUCAUAAAGGAGAUGUCACAAUACCUCUGGCCUAGGGACAGCAUAGGCACCAAGAUGCGUGUGGGACUGGCCGUCUCGCUUCUCGUCGGUGCAAAGGUGCUCAAUGUCCAAGUGCCAUUCUACUUCAAGAGCAUAGUGGAUGCCAUGAAUAUCGACAUUGCCUCUGUCGGAGGGACAGCGACGACGGUCGCAGGCACCAUGAUACUGGCAUACGGCGCGACAAGGAUAGGCGCCACCGUCUUCCAGGAACUGCGCAAUGCUGUGUUCGCGUCAGUGGCCCAGAAGGCAAUCCGCAAGGUCGCUCGGGAUGUCUUUGAUCACCUGCUUCGCCUGGACCUGGGCUUCCACCUCUCCAAGCAGACAGGAGGCCUGACCCGCGCCAUUGACCGAGGAACCAAGGGCAUCAGCUUCCUCCUGACCAGCAUGGUCUUUCACGUCAUCCCUACUGCCCUCGAGAUCACCAUGGUGUGCGGCAUCCUGACUUACCAAUACGGCGGGUCUUUUGCAGCAAUCACCGCCCUGACUAUGGCUACAUAUACCGCGUUCACCAUCUGGACGACGGCGUGGCGCACAAAGUUCCGCCGACAGACCAAUGCCGCUGACAACAAGGCUUCUACGGUGGCUGUGGACUCGCUCAUCAACUACGAGGCCGUCAAAUACUUCAACAAUGAGAAGUUCGAGAUCGCCCGUUACGACAAGGCUUUGGAGCAGUACGAGAAGGCCUCCAUUAAGGUUGCCACGAGUCUGGCGUAUCUCAACAGUGGCCAGAAUAUCAUCUUCUCUAGUGCCCUGACCGCCAUGAUGUAUCUUGGCGCCAAUGGGGUCGCGUCGGGGAACCUGACGGUCGGUGAUCUGGUCAUGAUCAACCAGCUCGUUUUUCAGCUCUCUGUGCCCCUCAACUUCCUAGGCUCUGUAUACCGCGAGCUGCGCCAGAGUCUACUGGAUAUGGAAACCCUCUUCAACCUGCAGAAGGUUAAUGUGACCAUCACUGAACCACCUAACGCGAAGCCUCUAGCUCUUACCAAAGGAGGCGAGAUCCGUUUUGAAAAUGUCACUUUCCGAUACCACACUGACAGGCCGAUCCUGCGCAAUCUGAAUCUGGUCAUUCCUGCCGGCAAAAAGGUUGCCAUCGUCGGCCCCUCAGGCUGCGGCAAAUCAACCCUGUUACGACUGCUGUUCAGGUACUACGACAUCCAGCAAGGCCGGGUCCUGAUCGACGAUCAAGACAUCCGUCAGGUGCAGGUUGACAGCCUGAGACGCGCCAUUGGCGUUGUUCCACAGGAUACGCCGCUGUUCAACGACACCGUGGGGCACAAUAUCCGCUAUGGUGAUGUUACUGCGCCGCACGAGCGUGUAGUGGCCGCUGCCAAGCGCGCCCGAAUUCACGACACGAUCGUCUCCUGGAAGGAAGGUUAUGAGACAAAAGUCGGUGAACGCGGCUUGAUGAUUUCGGGCGGAGAGAAGCAGAGACUGGCCGUGUCGCGUUUACUGCUCAAAGAUCCUCCCCUCUUGUUCUUUGACGAGGCCACCAGCGCACUGGAUACACAUACGGAACAGGGAUUAAUGCAGAAUAUCAACUCUAUCUUGAAGGAGAAGGGUCGUACGAGCGUGUUUGUGGCUCACCGGCUGAGGACGAUCCAUGAUGCCGACCUGAUUGUUGUGUUGCGGGGCGGUAGUGUUGUGGAGCAAGGCACGCACAAGGAGCUGGUGGACCGGGGCGGGGUGUACUCCGAGCUCUGGAGUGUACAAGAGACGCUGUUCCACGAGAAUGGAGAAGAGGGAAAGGACACAGAGGCUGACGAGUCGGAAGACGAGCCUCGAAAGUGAAGAUAGCAUCCGUCACACUCCUGACUCGUCAGGUUGUGCAAGAAUUGUAUAUCUCUCUUGCGACUGGAUUCAAGAAGCAUCGGUGGCUCGACCUGCAAGUGCACGCAUGCCCUGGAAGCAGGCUUUCUCACUGCAGGGAAUGCUGUGCUUGCAACAAAGGCGGGAGCGAUAAAUUUCAUGCCUGGAAUGAGACUUAUCAUGGGGAGGCCCGGGAGAUGCUGCUGACCUUGGAUGGGAAUGAUGCAGGCAAACUGCAACCUCGCCAAAAAAAAACACAAAAAAAAAAACACAAAAAAAAACCCCCCAUUAAUAGUAGCAGGGCACGAUCUACUACCAUCAAUGACAGUGUCUGAAACUCGAAGGAUUCCUCC
Cryphonectria parasitica EP155 is the source of this 2276-nucleotide messenger RNA. RefSeq names its product P-loop containing nucleoside triphosphate hydrolase protein. NCBI's taxonomy places the organism in Eukaryota, Fungi, Ascomycota, Sordariomycetes, Diaporthales, Cryphonectriaceae. The transcript has 3 exons. The record is from RefSeq and is a predicted model, not a curated record. Bases 1 to 1905 code for a protein of 634 amino acids. Gene Ontology annotation, biological process: transmembrane transport; intracellular iron ion homeostasis. Gene Ontology annotation, cellular component: mitochondrial inner membrane. Gene Ontology annotation, molecular function: ATP hydrolysis activity; ABC-type transporter activity; ATP binding.